This is a messenger RNA of Nestor notabilis (Kea), 127 nucleotides long. RefSeq names its product actin related protein 2/3 complex, subunit 4, 20kDa (gene ARPC4). The record is from RefSeq and is a predicted model, not a curated record. The transcript has a single exon. The annotation marks the transcript as partial. Gene Ontology annotation, molecular function: actin filament binding. Gene Ontology annotation, cellular component: Arp2/3 protein complex; actin cytoskeleton. Lineage: Eukaryota; Metazoa; Chordata; Aves; Psittaciformes; Psittacidae. Gene Ontology annotation, biological process: Arp2/3 complex-mediated actin nucleation; actin filament polymerization.
CUGUAAUAAUUACAAGCUGGUGGACUUCGUCAUCCACUUCAUGGAGGAGAUCAACAAAGAGAUCAGCGAGAUGAAACUGUCUGUCAGUUCCAGGGCCCGCAUCAUGGAGGAGGAAUUCCUUAAGAAC